Molecule: messenger RNA, 1707 nt
Organism: Symbiodinium natans
Lineage: Eukaryota; Dinophyceae; Suessiales; Symbiodiniaceae
Source: the annotation of a GenBank genome assembly
AUGCCCGUGUGGCUCCACCCUUUGCAUAGCGUGAUCGAUGUUUCCCGCUUCCAACCGCACAAGCUGGUCGCAAGCUCGAAGGACCCGAAGGAGGACCAAAGAAGCCGCGGCGAGAAGCUGCAGAGCUGCCUGAAGAGCCUCUUGGACUCCGUGGGUGCUGGCGUGGGCGCCGGCGUGGUGGGCUCCAGGGGCUCCGGCCCCAAGUCCCAUGACAUCAGCCGCAGCAACGUGGUCGACUUUGUGGAUGGCGAGGUCGUGACCAAAUUUUCCCCAACAGGUGUGGACUUCACUCUGCCGCUUCUUUGCACAGAUGUGAUGUGGACUCGGGCAGCCUCUAGCGAGCUACAGGAUACCGAGCUUCACACUCACUUUGAUCGGGCAGAGACUGAAGAAAUGCCAGAUGCGAAGUUCCUGAUCGGCUUGGCCCCUCGCUGGAAAUGGAUGCAGAUGGCAGCCCUGGAGUCUUUCGACGAUCCGCAAACGGACGAGGUCUGGGUGCUCUGCGCCAGCUUCCAAAGCGGCACGCCCGAGAUGGACUCCUUCUUGCAAGCCAUGGAGAGAAGCGGCGCGCUGAGGUGGGACAUCGACGAGCAGUACGUCUUCCACCGUCAAGUCAUCGGCCGGGGUUCCCUGAGCCUCACUCGACGAGGCCUGCUGCGCCGCAGUUUUCGUGGGCUUGCUUCCCUCGUGGACGAGCAAAGCCACUCCGAGGAGGAGCUCGACUCGGUACCUUGUGAGCCGGCUGCAAUGAAAAUCAUGAAGCACCCCGACGCCGACGAGGAGGCGCAGUCGAUCGUGAACGAAGUUCGGUUUUUGGCUGAGAGCGCCACACAUCCGAACAUCGUGAAGCUGAACGGGACCUUCUGUGUUAAGUGGAGAUCCAAGUCGCUCUGGCUCCUAGCGUUGGAGCUUUGUAGUGGUGGUCGACUCCAAGAUCACGUGAGGGUCUAUGGUCAGCUCGAGCGCGCCAGCGGCGAGUGUGCGAGCAUCGCACUUCUCUCAGCUGUUGCCCACUUGCAUGCCCGUCGGGUUCUCCACAGAGACAUACGGCCUCAGAACAUCCUCUUGGAGAAGCUGCGACCAGUGUUGGUGAACUUCGGCAACGCUUGCCGCUUCGAGGAUGCCAGCGCGACUCUGCUGCGCAGCCGGGUGGACGGCUACACGGCACCGGAGAUCGCGGACGCCCGUUUGGGUGCACAGGGUCCUGCCAGUGAUGUCUUCAGUGUGGCCGCCUCCAUCCUCUUUCUUCUGACGGGCAUCGAGCCUUUCGGUGAGGUGAAGUGCACGCAGCAAACGCUGACCGGCAACCCUCGGCUAGACGAGCUGGCAGCCAACAGGUUAUGCGAAUCCACAGCAAGCUUGUUGCGGCGGCUACUUGCGUGGCACGCGCGGAAGCGGCCCACGGCAUGUCAGGCCUGCAUGAUGCUGCACGAAGAGGCCAGCGAGGAGGUCACCGAGCUUCCGAUCUGCGAGCAGGCCAUGGCGGCGCUGUCCUCGACGCUGGCGCACGCGGCAGGCGGCUCGCAGAGCGGACUUGCGUCCAUCGACGAGAUCGAUGACCUGGAGGAGCUCGUCGGAGAUUCUUUAUCAGGUGCGGUGUGCCAGACACAGGGUGUGGGCCACGCACUAGACUUCGAGGCUUUUCGACAGCGAGCUCAAGGUUUCGCGGGCCCCGCCGGCGGCUACGCGGAACCAGGCCACAUGUGA